AUGAGUUUCCAACCGCUUAACCCCCGUCCCUUCCUCCAGGCUCGCGUGGGCACUGAAGUCCUCAUCCGCCUGAAGUGGGCCCAGACCGAAUACAAGGGUACCCUCGAGAGCAUCGAUUCAUACAUGAACGUUCUGCUGCGUGAUACGCAAGAAUUUAUCGACGGAAAGCCCACCGGUGCAUUGGGUCUUGUUCUGAUCAGAUGCAACAACAUCCUCUAUAUGGGGUCAGCCGAUGCAAUUGAGAUGACAGACAUGGAGCUUAAAUAA
Messenger RNA from Penicillium crustosum, 267 nucleotides. RefSeq names its product small nuclear ribonucleoprotein F. Gene Ontology annotation, cellular component: catalytic step 2 spliceosome; U1 snRNP. Lineage: Eukaryota; Fungi; Ascomycota; Eurotiomycetes; Eurotiales; Aspergillaceae. Gene Ontology annotation, molecular function: RNA binding. The record is from RefSeq and is a predicted model, not a curated record. Bases 1 to 267 code for a protein of 88 amino acids. Gene Ontology annotation, biological process: spliceosomal snRNP assembly; mRNA splicing, via spliceosome. The transcript has 4 exons.